Messenger RNA from Cetraspora pellucida, 136 nucleotides. NCBI's taxonomy places the organism in Eukaryota, Fungi, Glomeromycota, Glomeromycetes, Diversisporales, Gigasporaceae. The record is from the annotation of a GenBank genome assembly.
AUGUCAAAAUUGACCUCUAAAGGAAUGAUUUCUGUAUUGAAUGAUGAACCUAAAAUAGAAAAAGGAGUAUUAGUAUUAGAGCCUCGAAGACUUUUGAUCCUAGAGGAAAGGGCUCCUAAUUUUACAACCAAGAAAA